Molecule: messenger RNA, 1065 nt
Organism: Laccaria bicolor S238N-H82
Lineage: Eukaryota; Fungi; Basidiomycota; Agaricomycetes; Agaricales; Hydnangiaceae
Product: heterotrimeric G-protein alpha subunit, GPA1-like protein
Exons: 7
Coding region: 1-1065 (354 amino acids)
Biological process (GO): G protein-coupled receptor signaling pathway
Cellular component (GO): heterotrimeric G-protein complex
Molecular function (GO): G protein-coupled receptor binding; GTP binding; GTPase activity
Source: RefSeq, a predicted model, not a curated record
AUGGGCUGUGUACAAUCAUCAGGCGUCGACGAUGAGGCCAAGGCCCGCAACGACGAAAUUGAGAGCCAGUUGAAGCGGGACCGUAUGAUGGCGAAGAACGAGAUCAAGAUGCUGUUGCUUGGGGCUGGUGAAUCUGGCAAGUCAACGGUGUUGAAGCAAAUGAAGCUCAUCCACCACGGCGGGUACAACGACUCCGAAAGGGACUCGUACAAGGAAAUCAUCUUUUCAAACACCAUCCAAUCCAUGCGUGCAAUCCUCGAAGCCCUCCCACAACUCGACCUAACCCUCGCACCGCAAAACGACGCCCGCCGCGCAACCAUCAUGGCCCUCCCCAUGCAAAUCGAAGCCGACAUCCUCCCGCGGGACGUCGUCGACGCCGUCCGUUCCCUCUGGCGCGACCCAGGCGUCAAAGACGCCGUGCGCCGUUCCCGGGAGUUCCAGUUGAACGAUUCAGCGGUGUACUACUUCAACUCGAUCGAUCGGAUGGCUGCGACGAAUUAUAUCCCUACCGACCAGGAUAUUUUAAGGAGCAGGGUGAAGACGACGGGGAUUACGGAGACGACGUUUAAAGUUGGGGAAUUGACGUAUAAAUUGUUUGAUGUGGGUGGACAGAGGAGUGAGAGGAAGAAGUGGAUACAUUGUUUUGAGAAUGUGACGGCGUUGGUGUUUUUGGUUAGUUUGAGUGAGUAUGAUCAGAUGUUGUAUGAGGAUGAGAGUGUGAACCGUAUGCAAGAAGCGCUCACCCUCUUCGACUCGAUAUGCAACUCGCGUUGGUUCGUCAAAACAUCAAUCAUCCUAUUCCUCAACAAAAUCGAUCUCUUCGCCGAAAAACUCCCCCGCUCACCGUUAGGGGAUUACUUCCCAGACUAUGCAGGCGGCGACAACUACGACGCGGCGUGCGAUUACCUCUUGCACCGUUUCGUUUCCCUUAAUCAGAGCGCGGCGACGAAGCAGAUUUAUGCGCAUUAUACGUGUGCGACGGAUACGCAGCAGAUCAAGUUUGUGUUGAGUGCGAUUCAAGAUAUAUUACUUCAGCUCCAUUUACGGGAAUGUGGGCUGCUGUAA